Molecule: messenger RNA, 783 nt
Organism: Sitodiplosis mosellana (orange wheat blossom midge)
Lineage: Eukaryota; Metazoa; Arthropoda; Insecta; Diptera; Cecidomyiidae
Product: lactosylceramide 4-alpha-galactosyltransferase-like
Exons: 3
Coding region: 1-756 (251 amino acids)
Biological process (GO): glycosphingolipid biosynthetic process
Molecular function (GO): alpha-1,4-N-acetylgalactosaminyltransferase activity
Source: RefSeq, a predicted model, not a curated record
AUGAAGUCUCUACGCUCGUAUCAGAACAUUCACUUUCGACGAGUGAAUUAUCGCAACUAUUCAAUGGGUACGCCGGCUGAACAAUUUUUUCAAACCGACAAAAUCUUCAAGUCAACAUAUUUUAUUGAAACCUUCUCGGAUUUGCUAAGAUAUUUAACACUUUACCGAUUUGGUGGCAUUUAUUUAGACACGGAUACGGUCACACAACAGAGUUUCGACGUUUUGCCCGCCAAUUUUGCGGGAAAUCAAGACUCAACGAUUGCAAAUGGUGUACUGGGUUUCAGUGGCAGCGGCCGUAAGAUUCUCGGUUUAGUCAUAAAAAAUGUUUGUGAAAACUUCAAUCCAUUCGUUUGGGGUCAUACUGGACCACAAGCCAUCACUCGAACGCUCAAAAUUGUUUGUAAUGUGACUAAAGUUAGCGAUAUGAAGCCAGAAAUUUGUGAUGGAUUUAAUGUAAUGCCAAAAGAGGUGUUUUAUCCGAUACAUUAUUUGGUGUGGGAGCGAUACUUUGAUGCUGACCACUUGGCUGAAUCAAUGGAAAAAACCAAACAGUCGAUUGCGAUCCAUGUUUGGAACAAAUUUUCUUCGCAUCAACCGAUUCUAAAGAGCUACAAAAACCGGACACUCAUCAAGAAAUAUGGGAAAAUGUUGAUGAACAGAUGGAAGGAUCUGAAUCCAUUUGGCGUGACCGCUUACGGAGCCAUUGCAAAAAAGAAAUGUCCACGAGUCUAUAGCUCAUCAGGCGAUCUGUUUUGAAUUUUAUUAAGUUGAGAACAUUUCUCU